Messenger RNA from Castor canadensis (American beaver), 1257 nucleotides. Lineage: Eukaryota; Metazoa; Chordata; Mammalia; Rodentia; Castoridae. The record is from RefSeq and is a predicted model, not a curated record.
AUGGCCUCUUCCUUUCACCGAGUUCUGUUUCUGGUUGGCCUCUGUGCUCCAGUCUACUGCAUCCCCCCAUCCAGCACCCCCAGUAAAAGGCCCCCCAAACCUCCCUCCAUGAAGGGCACCCCCGCCUACCAGGUGUCUCGCAGCAACACCAACUUUGCCUUCCACCUGUACCAGAGGCUGGUUCUACAGAACCCUGGUCGGAACAUCUUCUUCUCCCCUGUGAGUGUCUCUACUUCCCUGGCCAUGCUGUCCCUGGGGGCCCGUUCAGCCACCAAGAGCCAGAUUCUGCAAAGUCUGAACUUCAGCCUCACACACACAGCAGAGUCUGUCAUCCACCUGGGCUUCCAGCACCUAGUCCACUCUCUGAACGUCCCCAGCAAAGACCGGAGUUUGAGAGUGGGCAGUGCCCUGUUCGUCAGAAAGGGGCUAGCGCUGCAGGCGGAUUUCCUGGACAGAAGCAAGAGGCUGUAUGAGGCGAAAGUCUUCUCCACAGAUUUCUCCAGCACCUUUGCUGCCCAGGAGAAGAUCAACAGCUACGUGGCAAAGGAGACCAGCGGGAAGGUGACGGAUAUAAUCCAAGACCUUGACCCUCUGACAGCCAUGGUACUGGUGAACCACAUUUUCUUUAAAGCCAAAUGGACCAAGCCCUUUAACCCUGCAGAUACUAUUAAAGGCUUCUCAUUCCUGGUGGGCCAGGGGACCACUGUGCAUGUCCCCAUGAUGCACCAGACAGAAGAGUUUGCUUUUGGAGUGGAUCCAGAGCUGGACUGCUCUGUGCUGCAGAUGGACUAUGGCCCAGACACCAUGGCCCUCUUUGUCCUUCCUAGCAAAGGCAAGAUGGGCCAGCUGGAACAGGCCUUGUCACCUAGGACGCUGGAAAAGUGGAGCCACUCACUGCAGAAGAGGCGGAUAGAGGUGCUCAUCCCCAGAUUUUCCAUGUCUGCCUCCUACAACCUGGAAACCAUCCUCCCCAAAAUGGGCAUCCAUGAUGCCUUUGACAGAAAUGCUGAUUUUUCUGGAAUUACAAAGAGUGACUCCCUGCAGGUUUCCAAAGCUGCUCACAAGGCUGUGCUGGCUGUCAGUGAGGAGGGGACAGAGGCCGUAGCAGCCACUGCCACCAACAUCAUACUCCGCUCAAAGGAUGGUCCCUCUUCUCCUAUCAUCUGCUUUAAUAGCACCUUCCUGGUGAUGAUCGUAGACAAACACAUUGAGUCUAUGCUUUUCCUAGGGAAAGUCCAAAAUCCCACCCAAGUCUAA